AUGGCAUCUUCAUCGACCCCGGCAUCGGCGCACGACAAGCUGAGCGAACUUGCGCAGCUCCAUACCGAGAUCGCAGCCGAGUCCAAGGCCACGGCGGACAAAAUCAAGCUCACUGCGGAGAAACAAGAAGCUGCAGCCCGUCUGCUGGGCAGUGUCGCGGGUGAAAACGUGCUCGACACGAGUGCAGCUCAAGAGCCCGCCUGGCUGGCUGCCUUUGAGGAACGGCUGGUGGACAGAAUUAAGAGUAUCGCGCUCGAAGAACAGGCCGGUCAGCCGGACCGCCUCACGGACGCGUUUCACGCGUACAGCCGUAUGUACAGGCGCUUGGACAAAGUCGUAGAGCACUCGUGGGUCAGCAGCAGGAUCCACAACCUCAAGUCGACGUCCGAGACCUCGUUCCUCCUCCCGCUGUACCGACGCCCUCCACUGCCGAGAGGUCUGACCCUCACGACACCAGUGCCGCCACUGCUCCCUCCUCCGGACAAGUUCCCGCAGUUCUUCGAGGACGCCCUGGGGCUUUGCGAAUCGGAUGUCGACUAUCUCAUCGCCGCGUACGAUCUCGACGUAGACGGCACGUUUGACCAGCGCAAGGAGCGUCUCCUCAAGUUUAUCGGAGUCCGUACCCGACGGAUCUCAUUCGCCAACCCGGUUGUUGUACAGCACAUGGGGUAG
Molecule: messenger RNA, 672 nt
Organism: Apiotrichum porosum
Lineage: Eukaryota; Fungi; Basidiomycota; Tremellomycetes; Trichosporonales; Trichosporonaceae
Exons: 4
Coding region: 1-672 (223 amino acids)
Source: RefSeq, a predicted model, not a curated record